CUGCGCCGAUGUCGGCCGAAGCGAGCGGCUUGGUGAUUUGACUUUGUCGACGGUGCAGCCGCGAGCAGUGAGCAGCAGUAGGUCUGUGCUUGCUGGGCGUCAGCUUGGUGUUCCGUUUUCUGUUCCCCCAAACCCCCCUCGUGCGUGUGAGUUGUGUUGUUCCCUGUGUUCAAACGUACUGAUGGAGGAUCUUAUUUUACGGUUGCCUGCCUUCUGACCCGCGCAGCACUCUGAAAAAAAAAAAAAAAGCAGGUUAGUUUUUGGUGUUCCAUGGGCAAAGUGUUGUGUGUGUGUGUGUGCUCGUGGAAUAUUGUCGCCCUGGGGAAGUUUGCACCUACGCGUGUGGAGUACAUACGUGGAGUCCAGCGCAUCGGCUCUGUGACUACAGAACAUAUGUUCCACCUCUAACCCUUGGAGAGUGCUACACCGGGCAGCCAACCAGCUUGCUUGUUCCAUCCGGCCAGCCAAACCAUGCGCUAGCUUACUUUCUGCCUGUUCCCUGCCCCCCUUCCUCCCACCUUCGGAAGGUGCCGCCUGCGUGUUUUGCUUUCUUUUUUUUCCUUCCUCCGGUACCGAAAUAAUCGAUAGACCACACGAGAGCUUGCACUUGUUACCCGACCAUUGCUUGUGCUUGAGACCAGCCACCCGCCACCACCAUCGUGCAUAUGUGCUGUGCUUGCGCGCUGCUCCCAGGGACCGGCCAUCUUGUGUGUCAAUUGAAGAGCGUCGGAAGCCCGGGCGAGCAGUCAUCGCGUUCAUGGUCCAGUGAUAUCCGUGUUAUAUCUUCGUUACUAGUCUUCGUUUGCCAUAUGAGGAACGAAUAAAAGAAUUAUAUAUUUAAAAAAAAAAGUUUUGAAAUAAACACAACAUAGUGAGUUCGUAUAACUUUUGAUUGUUGAAUAUAUAUUGCACACGUUUAGCAACAAAAAAAAAAAGCUCGCGGAAGAGUUUUCGGAGCACUAGUUUUUAGAUUCGAAAGAGGAAAGUGUGUGAUUUAUAAAAGAAGAGAUAUCCUUUUUAUCAAAUUAUAAACGACGAACUAACCUCAAGUCUUUAUUAUUGAAAUAUAUCAUAUAUCUAUAUUGAAACACGAAAUAAAAAUAAAAAUAUAUAUAUUUUUUUGUCUACGUACGAAACAUCAAUACAUCGACUGAGAAAACAAAUCACGCCGUCUCUCCGUUCGUUAAAAACUACAAAUCCGGUUGCGAGCCGCCGACCGCCCGCAACGUACUGGUCCCUCCAUAGAGAUAGCGAGAGAGAGAGCGAGAGAGAGAGAGAGGCGAGGACUACCGCCGGCAGGGAGAAGACGCUAGCGACGACGACGACGACGCCUCCGACAGCGGCGGCGGCGGCGGCGGGAGUGGUGUUCCCGUGCGGCGGCCUGGUGAGCGGCACGCCCCCUCCCCCUCCCCCGCCCAGCUCCCCCCUGCCCCCGGCGAGCAUGGCCAUGGUGAACAUGAACAACCUGCUGAACGGCAAGGACUCGCGCUGGCUGCAGCUGGAGGUGUGCCGCGAGUUCCAGCGCAACAAGUGCACGCGCUCCGACACGGAGUGCAAGUUCGCGCACCCGCCGGCCAACGUCGAGGUGCAGAACGGCCGCGUCACCGCCUGCUACGACAGCAUCAAGGGCCGCUGCAACCGCGAGAAGCCGCCCUGCAAGUACUUCCACCCGCCGCAGCACCUCAAGGACCAGCUGCUCAUCAACGGCCGCAACCACCUCGCCUUGAAGAACGCCCUGAUGCAGCAGAUGGGGCUGACGCCUCCGGGCCAGGCGCUGCUGCCCGGCCAGGUGCCCGCGGUGGUUGACGGGCAGUUGGAGUAUGCUACCCCUCUGAUGCUUGGCCAACAUAUCAUGGCCACCAACCCCUACCUGGCCGGGAUGCCGCAGGUGGGUAGCACUUUCAGCCCGUACUUCACGGCUGGGCCCGUCAUGCCCACCAUCCUGGGCCCUGACCCCGCCUCCGUCGCGUCCCCCCUCAGCGUAGUGCCGCAGACCGUGGUGGCGCAGCAGAAGAUGCCUCGCUCCGACAGGCUAGAGCCCGUUUCCGUGGCAACGGUCGGCGCCGUCGAGCUGGGGAAGAAACGGCCCCGCGACCCUAGCGAUGACAUACUACUGAUGGAUAUGAAGUCUGUUGGGUCGUUCUACUAUGACAGCUUUGCCUUCCCCGGGAUGGUCCCGUACAAGCGGCCGGCAACAGACAAGUCCGGCAUGCCCGUGUACCAACCCAGCGCAACGACCUACCAGCAGCUGAUGCAGCCGUUCGUCCCCGUGUCAUGUGAGUACUCGACCCCCUGUGCCACGGCGACUAGCUCCACCGCCAGUCCCGCCACCCCCGGCGGCGACAACCCCCCCGCGGAGCCCGACAAGCUCCCUCCGGCAAGCUCUGAGCAGGCCAAGGUCGCCGUCAACCCGGUGCUCGCGCUCAACUACACGGGCAUCACCCUGAACAAGCAGGCGGCCAGCGUGCCGCCGCCCCCUCAGCCGCGCUUCCCCCCCGCCAUGAGCAUGGCCAGCCCCUACCACCCGCACGCCGGCCUGCUGGCCUACAACAGGGCGGCCAACCCCGCCACCUUCAUGUCCCCGUACUCCUUCAUGCGGCCGCAGUACGUGCAGUCCCCCUUCGCGAUGAUGCCCCAGGCUCCCGGCCCCAUGCUCCACAAUGGCCUGCUGGCCAACAUGAUGUCUCCCUACGGCCCCAUGCCCUCGGCCAUGCCCGUCCCCACCACCAACAACAACAACAACACCAACAACAACAACAACAACAACAGCCUCGUGUCGGCCAGUGUUGCCUUGCAGCCGUACAAGAAGAUGAAAACCACCUAAACCUGACCUGUCGCAUCUCCACCCCUCCCCGACCCCACAUCCCUCGAGUUGAAAUGUUUUCUAGUCAAAAUUGUCGACCGACGUUGUUUGGGCUUGAAACUAGAGCGACCUGACAAAUGUGCGUAUUUUCGAGGACCAAAAAAAAAAAAAAAAAACUUGAGUGCCUGGAUUGCUGGAGGGAGCUUGGAGCUUGCAAUCACACGGGAAUCAUCUGUGAUAUGAACUAACUGCACCACACCACAUGUGGUGCUGGUCAAAUUUUCCUUAUCGUAGAAUUUAAGUAUUUGAAUGAAUAAUUUUUAUGAAUAUUAGAGUAGUUCAAAAUGUUCAUAACAUGAGUAAGAGAAUAAUACAUUAAAUGUAUUUUUUGAUGUACACGUUCAUUGUUGUUACCUUGUCCAUGUUUAAAAUCUGUUAGCAUGCAUUAUGAGUAUUUCUCUUGAUAUGUAUAUUAGUAAAAAAAAAAAAAGAGAGAGAGCAUGGUUAUAUUAUAUACAUAUAUAUUGUACAAUUUAAAUGUUAGUUAGAUUUGAUAUAGAUAUAUAUUCAAAAUUUUAUUAUAUCUGUAACCAAAGGAAGUCCAUUUUAGAGUGAUGACUAUAGGGUGUAUAAAUGUUUAAAUUUUCAAUUGAAGUAUCUUAAAGAAGAUGCUGGUUGGAUUUUCCUGUCGUGAAGCGUUCCCUAUUUGUUCCAUGUCCAAUACCUGUUUGUACAUGUAGUUAUGUAAUGAUUUUCAAUUGUAGUUCUGUUGUUAUACCUAUUAUGUAAUUUAAAAUAUUCCCUGUAAUUAAAUAUUUUCUCUCACUGAUUAUCUGUAAUGUAGCUGAUAGUCCAUAGUAGUUUGUUAUAAUUGUAUGUCUUCCUCAACUUUUGGGGCUAGUUAUUCAGUUUUCACUGUGAAUCAUUGUAUCUAAUAAUAAUUUUUUUGGUGUUAGUACAGUAUGUUGAAAAUUAUCAUCUAGAGUCAAGUCAAUUUUUGAAUACAGUAUACUGGUUUUAAGAUAUAAUGUUCAGACAAAGUACAUCGCUGCAAUGCACUCUUGCUUCUGUGUGGUCUCAUCACUUGCGAAAAUAUAUGUGUGUAGUUAAAGACAAUGGUGGAUGGAAGCUGUAGUGCUUGAUUUUUUUUAAGCAAUAAUUGUGAUUGUUGUUACUAUGUAAAACAUUUUAAAUACUUUGAUUAUAUUUAUUUGAAAAUGUUCUAUGUGUAUUGCUGAUAACAGAAAUUAUUUCAAUUUAAAUAAAAUGGUAUAUUAAUUUUUGGUUUAAAUGAAAUAAUGAAAUUUGACCCAGACAUGGGAAUGUGUGCAAUUUUACAAUGUGGUCAUCACGUAGCUUUGAGUGCCUUCUGCUACUAUCCUGUACUGAUUUUUUUUAAAGGAUUUGGGUUUUGAUUACAAUUUGCCUGAUUGGUCACGCUUAUUUGCCAUAGCCAUCACUGAGUUUUGACUGUAUACAUACGACAAUGUAUUGUACUGUCUAAUCCUGCUGACCUUUGUAUGUACAAUUAUUACACACAAGCCAGUAUUUGUAAUAAUAAUGCUUGAAAAUGCA
Molecule: messenger RNA, 4378 nt
Organism: Bacillus rossius redtenbacheri
Lineage: Eukaryota; Metazoa; Arthropoda; Insecta; Phasmatodea; Bacillidae
Gene: mbl
Product: protein muscleblind
Exons: 8
Coding region: 1442-2824 (460 amino acids)
Biological process (GO): regulation of RNA splicing
Cellular component (GO): nucleus
Molecular function (GO): RNA binding; metal ion binding
Source: RefSeq, a predicted model, not a curated record